UCUUUUCGUUUGUGCGGGAACAUGUUUCUUGCGUGUUCCUUUCUCGUUCGGUUUGAAAAGAGAAGUUGGGGAAUUGAAUGCAAUAUAGUAGUUUUAUUGAAUUUACUGAGAUAAAAUCGAUCAUAAUAUCGUCAACGAUAACUGUGCUAGAAUGAAAUCGGAUCAAUCUUAAGAGAUUUUGUCGACAAAAAAAGAAAAGAAAUAAUUUUUUUUUAUUACAUAUUUGCAUACUUUAACUACAUUUCUUUCAUGCAACCUAUACAAAAACAAAUAAAUGCAUAAAUUUAACAUAAAAUUUUUUAAUUAUUUAAAAUUUGGAACAUGAGAUGAGCAUUAAUGAUAUUAAGCUUAAUUAAAGUUUGUUUAUUUAAUUACUUUAUAUCCUUAAAUUAUCAAAGUUUCUAAAGGACAAUGACUGUAAUGAUCUUGUAAUAAUCUUGAUUAUUACAAGGCAAAAUCAAUAUGUGUGUGUGUUAAAAUCAAAAUUAUUAAAAUCUUUUAAAAUGAAAGCCUUUAAAAUCAAAUAUAAAAAUCAAAUCAUUUCACACAUGGCAUUUACUUUUUAAAUACUUUCUAUAAAGAAAUAAAAUAAUAUCAUUCAAAGAGCUUAACAAUUGCUCACGACAUCAUCGUUUUUGGCCAUCCCACUUAUUUUAUCAAAGUGCUGCUCUAUUGACAUCAAUUCACUUUCUGAUAUGCAUUUGCAAAAAUAAAUUCUUUGAAAGCAGUUGCUUUGAUCUUAAAGGUAUAAAUUCGACAGUUCAAAAGAGCAACGAUGUGUGGAGAAAAUUUGAUGAUUUGCGGUUGCGUCCUUUUUUUUUCAUCAUUUCGUCAUUGAAAUCUGGGGAAAAUUUCACUGCUGACGAAAUCUCUAUUGCGGCAACUGAUGACAAAGAUGAUAAUUACGUCAGAGAUAAAAAUAUCAUAAAAAUCAUUUCUCAGAUAGCAUCUAUAUCAUUUUUCAUAUUAACAUGUCUGGUGUAUUCCAUAUUGUCAGAGCUCAGAAAUGCAUACGGUUUCAUACUAUGCAAUUACAUCAUUGCAAUGUCUAUCGAAUACAUAAUUAACAUUGUGUAUCUUCUAAUCAAAGAUGAUACUGAAGCUUAUUCAAUUUGUAUUAUAAACGCCUUUGGUUACUUUUGUUUUUUGGCAAGCUGCUUCUGGUUAAAUGUGAUGAGUUUUCACGUGGGGUGGACAUUUAAUUUGUUACAAAGAAAACAACAAGAAAAAAGACAAUUGGUGUUUUAUGCGAUCGUUGUGUGGGGUUUAUCCCUUACCUUCGCUAUUAUCCCUGUCCUGAUAGAAGUUUACGAAUAUCCGAAAUUUUUGCCACCGAGAUUUCGCGAAGGAAAUUGCUGGUUUUAUGAACUGAAAGCGUCUUUCUCCUAUAUGUACGCGCUCAAAACUAUUUGCAUUAUGAAUAGCAUCUGCUUCUCCCUUUGUACGGUAAUCAAAAUCAUGUUUUACGAAUAUAAAAAAUGCAAUCAUUUGAUGACUGAUUCGGAAAGCAAAAGAUAUAAUGACAAUAAGAAAUGGUUGAAACUGUAUCUGAAGCUAUUUAUCCUGCAGUUUAUUAUGAUGACAGUAAAAUGGUCCUCAUUGAUCUGGCUCGAUAAUCCUAAUCUCUCCUAUAGUUUCUUAUGUGCCUUUUAUUUGUUGGCCACUAUGCCGAAUUUUUGCAUCUUUGUUAUGUUUGUAUGGAAGAAGAAUAUCAGACAAAUGUUAUUGAAGCGAUUCGGCUGCGGUUUGUUUUCAAAAGAUUGUUGUGCAACAAAUGUAACAUCGUCGAAUACUUUAUCGUACAUUACGUCAGGAGAUAUGUCUAUACAGAAAGAGAUGACCUCUUGCGUAUAAAGAAUAUGUCACGAGAGAGAUUCGUCUGGUGGGAUUGAAUUCUAAUGUUGCAAAAAAAAAUUUUAUCAAAGAACCAAAUCAUGCAACGCAAUUAAUUAUAAUUCUCGAACUGAGAAUUGACAAUGCAAUGCAGAAGUUGAUAUAUGUAAGAGUGGAAAAUAAAUAUUUCUCGGACAUUUAGACGUAAUAACUAAGCUUGA
This is a messenger RNA of Cataglyphis hispanica, 2054 nucleotides long. RefSeq names its product probable G-protein coupled receptor Mth-like 1. Gene Ontology annotation, cellular component: membrane. The record is from RefSeq and is a predicted model, not a curated record. Gene Ontology annotation, biological process: cell surface receptor signaling pathway. The coding region runs from base 1045 to 1854 and encodes 269 amino acids. The transcript has 6 exons. Gene Ontology annotation, molecular function: transmembrane signaling receptor activity. Lineage: Eukaryota; Metazoa; Arthropoda; Insecta; Hymenoptera; Formicidae.